Molecule: messenger RNA, 486 nt
Organism: Fusarium poae
Lineage: Eukaryota; Fungi; Ascomycota; Sordariomycetes; Hypocreales; Nectriaceae
Exons: 2
Coding region: 1-486 (161 amino acids)
Source: RefSeq, a predicted model, not a curated record
AUGGGCUCAUCGGAUGCUCUACUCCAAGUUAUCGAGAAUGCCACAAAACUUGUUUUGGUGAGCACAUCCUGUCGGCAAUUCCUAAUGACUCAAGAGUUGUCAAGAACCGGGAUCCCCGCCUCAACUUACCGAUCUUCACUCGUCAAGUUCAGCGUCAACAGCCUCUUGAAACCUGACAAUACCUCUGCGCCGUCGAAUUCCAGCACGCAAUCAUAUGAGACGCCCUCCAUGGACGAUUCCGAUUCCCCAAGCACAGCGGCUAAAGGCCCCGUCAAGCGAAAGGCUAAAAGAGCCCUGCUCAGUGUUAAGGCUGAUGACGGCUACAAUAACGGCCAUGAUGCUCAAGGUGCUCGAAGUCUCCAGAACAAGGAACUCGCACAAGUAUCAGUCAUUUCGUUGGCAGCUGUUUUCCCCCGUCGAAGCACUCGCCUCACCAAAUCUACCGUUCUGCCCGCGGCUGGGAGCGGAGGCAGCGGGUGUUGUUAA